CGCAGCGUUGCCAGCCUGCUGAGCGGAUCUUUCAGGGGAUUGACACAGAAGCUUGUGAAGUGCCUGUGAGGUGCUGCCUGACCUGCUCUGUUCCUCCAGCAUUUCGUAUGUGCUGCUCAGCAUUUCCAGCACCUGAAGAAUCGCUUGUGUGACUGACUUGAAGGAGGUUAUCACUGCAAAAUUGCUUCAUUGCAACACCCUUGGCUCAAAACAUCUUCAACUCCUUCGCCAAUCACCUGAAACUCAGCAACAAAUGAAGCAGCCUGCACCGCUGGACGUGGACAACGCUGCCAGCACCGCGGUGCAGGUCUGAGCAAGGCUCCAUCGUCAGAACUGAACCCUUGUCUGCUCUCUCAGUUGCAAGUACCUCGAGGAACAGGAUAUUACUCUGGAGUUACUCAGUCUUCCUGGCAUCAGGCAAUAGUGUUUGGAAAAAGACUUCAUUUAACUCAGUUAACAAAGACGUGAUAGACCAAACAAAAUGAAUUAUAGUGAAGAAUAUGAAUAUGAUUACCCGUAUAACUUCAGUGAAGAUUAUUAUGACGGUGUGGAAACAUUGUGCAGAAUGAGUGAGAACAAGACACUUUCACCAUUGUUCAUUCCAAUAUUUUAUUCAUUUAUUGCUACCAUGGGCAUUAUCGGCAAUGGUUUGGUUGUUGUAAUCUAUUUGUCCUACAAGAGGGUUAGAUCUAUGACUGACAUGUUUCUCAUGAAUUUGGCCAUAGCUGAUAUACUUUUCGUGGUUACCCUGCCAUUUUGGGCUGUAGAUGCCCCUGAAGGAUGGAUCUUUAAGGACACUGGGUGUAAAAUUCUCAAGGGCAUAUACAGUAUCAAUUUUUACAGUGGCAUGUUAUUGCUAGGUGCUAUUAGCAUUGAUCGAUAUAUUGCUAUUGUCCAUGCAACAAGGUCUUUUAAUUACAAGGGAAAAACACUGGUUUACAGUAAAAUUGUUUGUAUAUUCAUCUGGCUUUAUGGAAUUAUUGUAUCCUUGCCAACAUUCAUUUUUACCACAAGCUAUGAGUUCAAGACAACAGGAAAAAUGGUGUGUGAAAUGAAAUACCCAAAACACAAUUCGCAUAUAUGGAAGGCAGCUGCUCCAGCACUACAGCUAACACUUGGUUUCUUUGUACCUCUGUUUAUUAUGAUUUACUGUUACUCUCUGAUAAUUAAGACACUUCUCCAAGCCAGAAACUUCCAGAGACACAAGGCAUUUCGGGUUGUAAUCGCAGUAGUAGCAGCUUUUGUGGUUUGUCAAGUGCCAUACAAUGUUGUUAUAAUUUAUGAUAUGUUUAGGACAAACAGCUGUGAAACUUUCCAGGCAAAGGCUAUUGUCCGCAUAGUGACACAGUCUAUUGCCUUUCUCCAUUGCUGUCUGAACCCUGUCCUUUACGCCUUUAUUGGUGUUAAAUUCAGAAUGUAUUUAUUGAAGAUUAUACAAGACAUCUGCUGCUUAAGCAAAAAGAACAUUUCAUUACGCUACAGCUCAGUAAGGCCUAUCACUGAAACGUUUGUGUUAAGGCGUACAUCUGACUUUGACAUUGACAACUUAUCAUCCUUUACAAUGUGAUCGUCUGCUUAUUUUUGUAGUUAUGCAUAUCUCAUGAAAUUUCACAAUAAGCAUUUAAAUGCUCUAUAAUCUCUCAUUUCAAAUUCUGCAUACUAUUUAAAUAAGAAUUACACACGGUGUCCACUUUAUUCGGUACCUCUUCUGUCUAAUAAAGUGGCCACUGAGUGUAUGCUCAUGUCCUUCUGCUGUUUGAGCCCAUCCACUUCACGAUUUGACGUAUUGUGCGUCCAGGGAUGCUCUUCUGCAGGCCACUGUUGUAACGUGUGGUUAUUUGAGUUACUGUCUCCUUCCUGUCAGCUUGAACCAGUCUAGCCAUUCUCCUCUGACCUCUCUCAUUAACAAGUCAGUUUUGCAAAAGGACUGCUACUCAAUUGGAUGUUCUUUUUUUGUUUUUCCCACCAUUCUCUGUAAACUCUAGAGAUUGUCGUGUGCGUGAAAAUCCCAGGAGAUCAGUAGUUUUUGAGAUACUCAAAUCACCCCAUCUAGCACCAACAAUCAUUCCACAGUCAAAGUCACUUAGAUCACAUUUCUUCUCCAUUCUCAUGUUUGGUCUGAACAACAACUGAACCUCUUGACCAGGUCUGCAUGCUCUUAUUCAUUGAAUUGCUGCCAUAUGAUUGGCUGAUUAUUAACAUUAAAGAGCAGGUGUACAGGUGUAUCUCAUAAAGUGGCCACUGAGUUCAAGUAUAGUACUUGAGACCCUGUACACUCUUUCUCACCACAGACCAUUUAUAUUCUAUCCUUGAGUGAAUUUGUGGAAUAUGUUAGUUAAAGUUCACUAGAGUAAAUAACUUCCACAGAAAUAAAACUGUAUACAGUCUGUUCCUUGGCACAAAAAUAAGUCCAAGGUUUCAAUCUAGCUAUCCAUAAAACUUCAUUUUUAAAGUUGUGUUUUAAGACUUUUUACAUUUUAAAAGGGAGGAGAGAAGCAAAUUUUAUUGCAAUAUAUCAGGAAAAUAUUAGCAAUUUGGUAGCACAGAUGUGUGCAGCACCACAACAUUAUAGGUUUCAGGUUUUCACACUCAAUGAAAUACUUCACAAGAUCUAUAUCAUUCCACUAUGGGAAGUGAAGGUAACAGGAAAACUUAGAACACCAUCUAGGAUUUCCUACAAAAUAAAGGAGCAGUACGAACUCCUGUGGAAUUAUUUCGUUGAGAACGAAGAGAUCGGUGCAAAUGAGCCACAAACAAGAAGGGAGAGGGAUAAUAUUGAAAAAUGGGGAAAGAUUGGGAGGAGUCUACAUACAGAAUCCAGCCAAGCUUUACACCAUUAGGCAACAUCCCAGAAUUCUCCAUUGACAAGCCCACAUUCUGCCACAUAUUCAGAGCUGAUUAUAUUGAAAACUGACAGCAAUUUCGAUUACAUUGCAAAAUGUAAAUAAAGCCUGAAACUGAUUAAUAAAAUUACAGGCGGUGAUGUUGGAGCCACAAUAUUUCAAGGAGUAACUGAAAUGACCCCUGGACUGAAAAGGUUAAUGGAUUUGAUGGAUCUGGGUCUGUACUCACUGGAGCUUAGAAGAAUGGGGGGGGGUGGGGUGGAUGGAUCUCAUUAAAACCUAUCAAAAAUUGAAAGGCCUAGAUAGAGUGGACAUCAAGAGGAUGGUUCCUAUAGUGGGGGAAUCUAGGACCAGAGGGCACAGCCUCAGAAUACAAGAAUGUCCCUUUAGAAUAGAAGUGAGCUGGAACUGCCUGACCUGAUGAGUUCCUCCAUCAUUUUAUGUGUGAUGCGAUAACUAAAGUAUGGAAGAUGACUCAUUAUCUCAAGAUGUAGGAACCUUCUUGUUGUCUAUGCAAAAUUGCUGAACUUGAGUAAUUAAUUCAGUGACAUUUUCUGUACACUGCCAUGUUGUACCAAAUCUCUUGCCUUAUAAUGUACAUAUAGAAUUUUUAAUGUUUUAAAGAUAAGCUGAUCACUAGAAGUUCAUUUUCAACUAUACAAUACUUACUAGAGUUUCUUCUUUCCUCUGAUAGUUUUUAUUUUAUAAUUGUAACUGUAGUAUGUAUUUUGUAUUAUUAUGCCACAAUUUUUAAACCUGGUAAGGGCAGAUUAAUUUUGUGGGUGCAAUUCUGAUAUGUUGCAUUUUAAAUGCCAAUGUACAUGACAGAACAGGAAAAUACUUUGAUUUUUAAUGAAGGUGUUUAAAAUGUGGAUGUCAUUUUAGGAUACGUACUUCAUGUAAAUAUAUUAGGUCAAUGAUUGUGUCAGUUCAAAAUGAUUUUUAAACAAAUUGUAUAAAAGAGUAUUCUAGCUAUGUUUGAUUUCUAUGUGUGUUGUUGCUGGAUGUUCAGGAAGUUGAAUGAAACCCCAAAUGUUUUCCUCCUCUGGAGAACAUUUGUUACAAGUCAUGUGUUCAAAGUACUGUAUCAUGUAGAUGCAUAAAUAAUACAAGGCUUUCUUUCUAAGGAACUUGGCAUUGAAGUGGGAAGCUGACUUUGCUUCUUUUCUCAGAUGCUCUGCUGUAGAAAAUGCUAACCUGAGACAAAAAGAGAAGACAAAGGUAAAACAGACAGAAUGCAAUAGGCCUUGGCUGCUUUCCUCGGUGGUCAGUUCACAAGAUUAUUUGUUAUGGGCCCUUGUAAACAUGUUUGCCUCACCUGGAAUCAAGUCAGUUAUAAACAAAUAUAAGCAGAUAAGCAAAAGGGAAAUCUUUUGAUAAAGCAACUGCAGAUUGUCUCUUAUUCGUGAAUCUUUUGAUAAAAAUAUGUUUGUAUAAAAGUGAUAUUAUUAUUCUGAUGUAUAGCUUGCCGAAUGGAUUAAAAACUUUUUAAGUCAGUGAUUAUUCUGUAUUGUGUAUAA
Mobula hypostoma (lesser devil ray) is the source of this 4363-nucleotide messenger RNA. RefSeq names its product chemokine (C-C motif) receptor 6a (gene ccr6a). Lineage: Eukaryota; Metazoa; Chordata; Chondrichthyes; Myliobatiformes; Myliobatidae. Bases 482 to 1567 code for a protein of 361 amino acids. The record is from RefSeq and is a predicted model, not a curated record. Gene Ontology annotation, molecular function: C-C chemokine binding; C-C chemokine receptor activity. Gene Ontology annotation, cellular component: membrane; external side of plasma membrane. Gene Ontology annotation, biological process: calcium-mediated signaling; G protein-coupled receptor signaling pathway; positive regulation of cytosolic calcium ion concentration. The transcript has 5 exons.